Molecule: messenger RNA, 1260 nt
Organism: Heterobasidion irregulare TC 32-1
Lineage: Eukaryota; Fungi; Basidiomycota; Agaricomycetes; Russulales; Bondarzewiaceae
Exons: 7
Coding region: 1-1260 (419 amino acids)
Source: RefSeq, a predicted model, not a curated record
AUGAAAUACCCGCUACAAGAGCCCCGUGAACGCACUCCACUCCUCUUCCAAACGACCCUCCCCCAAUCACUAUCACCCUCAUGGCUUACUCGUACUACCAGAGAAACCUCCCUGGAUGGGGCACGCAGCAGUUCCGCUUCGGACGUCCGCCUGAGCCCCUCUUUCGUCCUCUCGAAGGCUGGACUGGAAUGGACUAUUAUCGAGCUCAUGCUGGAGAGGCUGAUCCCGGGUGUGGCGAUGGGCGUAGAAAUGCACGAAGCGAGGUACUGGCACCGUCUUGCGUACGGAGGCAUCGGCCAAGUUGUUCAGAUGACGCCUACCGAGAUCGGGCAUGCCGCCGGAUACGAAGCGUAUCGACAAUUUAUUCAUCAUGCCCCGAUAUACGAGUCUGUAAACAGAGGCUAUACGAGGCAAAGAGAGGCUUUGACUGGACUAGCCGUCGCGGAAGUCCAGCGUCUCUGGCGAGAGACCGGCCGAGGGCCAGACCCAUAUGGGCUUCAGGCAGCGUCGGAAGCAGCAGCAGGGACUGCAUGCCGGAUCUUCGACAGUCAUGUGGACUCCGGUUCCGUUGGCUCGGAUUAUUCUCGCGGGCGCCGCAACUCGUUUGGCGCACCCUAUGCCGACCCCCUCGAUACCGCUUACGCGGACGAUGAUUCUAUGUUUGCUCGACGCCGACCUUUGCAGGGCUCGAGCGCAGUGAUGCCGAUGCCGAUGCCGAUACCGAUGCCCAUCGCCGCCAGCGGUGCCUCGCCAUAUGCUGGACAAUCGACGCUGGGCGGAGGAUAUUCUUCAUCAUUGCCAUCGUCAGUCUAUGGUGGUGCAUCCCCUUACAAUCGAGCGUCCUCAGUGAUACCCAGCUCGCCGUAUGCAGGAGGCGCAUCCACGGGGUAUCCUGGCGGAGGCUCCAUGGCGCCUAAUACGACCAACAUUUACCUUGGCACCCCUUACAGAGGUCGUUCACCGGGUCCAGGUUAUAAUUCUGCGCCACGAUAUAACGUCGCGGGAGGACCUUACUACCCUGGUGAUAACGGGACCCCCGCGUAUGGGAUGGGUUAUGGCGGAGGGAUCGGUACGAGCAAUAUGGGUUAUGCGCCUGGCGGUGGGCCUAUGAGUUAUGGGGCGGGAUGGAGCGGGAUGGGCUAUGGUACAGGAGCUGCUGGAAUCGGAUAUGGGAAUGGAGUCGGCGGAAUCGGAUAUGUCAUCGACACGGACAUGGGCACCACCACCAUGGACUGCUGCAUCGAAGGCAUCACAGCCUAG